This is a messenger RNA of Penicillium atrosanguineum, 1647 nucleotides long. RefSeq names its product glucose-methanol-choline oxidoreductase. The transcript has 3 exons. Gene Ontology annotation, cellular component: nucleus. Gene Ontology annotation, molecular function: transcription cis-regulatory region binding; DNA-binding transcription factor activity. Gene Ontology annotation, biological process: positive regulation of transcription by RNA polymerase II. Lineage: Eukaryota; Fungi; Ascomycota; Eurotiomycetes; Eurotiales; Aspergillaceae. The coding region runs from base 1 to 1647 and encodes 548 amino acids. The record is from RefSeq and is a predicted model, not a curated record.
AUGAAGAAUGCACAGACAGUGCAGCCAUCAGAGGUCGAAACUGCAGCUGCUAGUUACGACGCUAUUCGGGUGCGUGCUGCUAGACUGCAAUGUAGGACCCUGCUGAUCAAGUCACAGUUUGUCAAUGAAGACCCUGAACAGGAGAGUCACGACUCUGGCGAGGUCAAAGGUGGGAUAUCCCCACGGAGCGAAGAGUCCCCAGAGCUAUAUCAUGAACCUACAAGCCCAACCACACGUAGGUCAACGCAAAGAGCCGAUGUCGAGUUGCCACUUUGGUCGUCCGAUGAACCUUCUGUGACCCCUAUCUCACAGCCUAAUACAAUACUGUUCAGCGAUAAUGACGAGUCGGCAGUCGCUGGGUUAUUGGCACUGGGAACAAGUACCAGUGAUGUGCUGGGCCCGGACUUGAGGUUAUCGGACUUUGGUGUCUCAUCGAUGCCAACACAAGUGCCAAUGGGCCAGGUGAUGACUCCGUCAAAGUUUCCGGGCUCUGCAACGGCCUUUUCUCCAGCCCAGAUAUCUCAAUUGUCACACCAGAGCCAUGAAUUAUCACCAAUCGAGACCCUCGAACUACUUCGCCACUUUCGCUACGAAGUUGCCCCGUGGUUGGACAUUUGUGACCUUGGCCAGCUCUUUGGAAUCCAGGGGUUGCAAUUGGCAAUGAUAUCGCGGCCAAUCUGGGCAUCUGUCCUAGCUCUGUCGGAGGCCUCGAUAAAGCUGCAACGUCCUGAGCUAUCAAGUACGGGAAUCGACAAGGCGGUUGGGGCCCCGUCUAUUUCAGAUAUCAACUUGGACGUUACAAACCUCAUUUUCUUGCGUGCUUUAAACGAAGCGAAGAAUUGUACCACGGAUAUAUUUCGUGCAUGGUCGCCGAAGAGGAUUUAUGGCAAGGAGCUGAUGGAAACAAUCGCUCCACAUGCAAUUGGCCGUGACUUGACUUCUGCGAUUUAUUGGCUGCUUGUAAGACUCGAUCUCGCAGCCGCGUUGGCUACUGAUACCAAAAUUCAAGUUCCGCUUCCUCCUUCUUUCCCCUAUCACGCGGGUGAAGAUAUUAAGGCUGAUCCAUUUGCAAACGUGUUUUGCUUCGCCCAUCGCCCUCUCUGGCUUUGCGCAAGAGCAGUAGAAUUUGUGCAUAGUAUAGACCCAUCCCCGCAAUCCCCUCUACUUCAAACCUGGAUGCAACUGAUGGAGGAAUUGGAGCUAUGGCACCAGGAGCGCCCCCAAGGGUUCCAACCCAUGAUGGAGCUUGAGAUUGAGGACCAGACAGCUGAUUCGCGGCAGAGCUUUCCUCUGGUGCUCUAUGCAAGUGGAGGAGGGGUGUUCGCCAACCAACUUUACCACACGGCCAUGCUGCUUUUGAUUCACAACAAGCCACGCACAGCACGGAUCAAUGGUUUGACCUCGGUGACAAUGUCGCCAUUGUGGCAUGCGCAGCGCAUCUGCAGCAUUGCCCUUAAUAACGACCGGCGCGAAUGCUGGGAUCCAUGUCUCUUGGCUUCGUUUCUGAUGGCGUCCCGCCGCAUGACGCACGAGUCACAGCAGCAAGAGAUUAUUCGUGGGUUCGAGCGCAUCCAGAAGGUCACUGGGUGGGAUGCUGGGAGGUUGUCGGAAGACCUACGAGCGGAAUGGAGCCUUCUUGAAAUGUAG